This is a messenger RNA of Mycena citricolor, 2791 nucleotides long. NCBI's taxonomy places the organism in Eukaryota, Fungi, Basidiomycota, Agaricomycetes, Agaricales, Mycenaceae. The record is from the annotation of a GenBank genome assembly.
CGGCGGUCGCCUUGCCCGGCGUCGCCCGCUGUAUAUCGCUCCAGCUUCUCGCUAACCGGGCUGGAGCUCAUUUCAAAAUGUACGCUGCCAUUUAGCACGCACACCGCAGUGGAGGCCGGGCAUUCGCACCAAUGAUACGUGUCGACUGGUUGAGAUUCUCCGAUUCGAAUGGCCAAGCAGAGCCCGUCUAUCCGCGUUUGUGGCUCCAGGACAUUUCAUUAAUGAAUUAUCAGGAUGUCGUAAAUCAUGAUGAAAGAUAACAUCGAUAAGACUUACAUCGGACAGUAAUCUGUCCAAGGAGAGCCAAAUGCAUAUGCAGGCCUCUUCUGCUCUCUCUCUUAAUCCCUCAGCAUGCCUCAAGCUCGAGAUCCCUGAAAAUCUCGGGGAUUUCUGAGAGCAGGACACUCACAAAAACGCCUCCGAUAGGCCUGGCCACCCGCGAGGAAGAUCCGCACCCGCCAUCAUAGACGCGGAUGCAGGCAGGCCACUGAUUGAUUCGGAUGCCAUCCACAUCUUUUCAUCCUGCGAGAUCGAUCUCCGAAAAAGAUGGAGCUCAUGCCCGGAUGGUGGAUGAGGAAAUCGAGACACCAGAAAAUGUCCCCGUCGGUCGCGCGUUCACCGCAUUCCUGCUUUGCAUGCCGGAAGCCAAGCACUUGAAGUAGGUCACCAAGGGCUAAGAAGGCUAGAACGGAAUUUUCCUGUUUUGAUGAUCGGGGAAUCAUGUUGGCGAGCAAAUCACGAAUAUUUCCCGGCUCGUCGGAAAACCACAUCUUCCAUGGUCCGCUCCCGAUCAUGUAAGGACGCUGAGGCUGGGAAGUCUCCUGAUUAUCCGUUGUACAAGACCCAGAAAGGCGUUCCAAACGGAUCAACUGUGGAUCGUGAGAACAAAAAUCUUUGCUGCGAGGACUACGCCAUUCUGGGUGCGGGACCGGAACAGUUGUCCAUGGUUACCCCUGGUGGCUGAGAUGACCAGGACGGUUUGGGAGGUUGGUGGCGAAUAGGUGGUGAUGUGUUCGACUGAUCAACUGUUGGGAUCGAUCAUUCAUCAACAUGGCAGGCACGUGCUGACGCUACCUGACCUGAUCCUUUUAGCCCAGGGCGCGACUGAGCUUCUCCCCAGCCCCUCGGGCAUCGCUGAUCCAUCCCGAGCGGCGUGCGAACCGCAUCACUCGUCGUCUUCCCGCUGACACAUGACGUUUUCCACGCGGGAAGCACGCCCAGCGUAAUCUCCCCUCUUCCUCCAUCCGCUCACCCAUGAACGCGACAGAGACUCAGACAGAGACGCAGACGCAGACGCCCGCGCCCUCGGUUCGCGAGAGCACCCUCGCCGACGAGCCGCACACCUCGCACACCCCGCACACGCCCCCCGUCACGCGCGAUUUCGGAUUCCUGCCGAUCCCGGAGAGGCUGCGAUAUGUCGAGGGAAAAGUGUUCGAGUUCGGGCUGCUGAUGAACAUCGCGCUGGGGUUUAUGAGCACUUUCACGAUGGCCAACCUGAGCUACUGUCAACCAUUGCUCAUCAACUUGGCCGAGACAUUCGGGGUAUCGUACUCGAAAGUAUCCCAAGUGCCGACUCUCUUGCAAGCUGGAUACGCUGUUGGUGUCGUCUUCAUUUCUCCCGUGGGUGAUAUUACGCGACGGCGGCCACUUCUGCUGCUACUCAUGGCCAUAUCCACUCUGCUCACAAUCGGUCUCGCCAUCACGGCGAACUUUGUCGCAUUCGAGGUCCUCUCGUUCUUCGUCGGCAUGACCUCGAUCAUCACCGCGAUGCUCCAGCCGCUCGCUGCCGACCUCGCACCGCCGCACCGACGCGCCAGGGCCAUCUCCGUGAUCGUAUCGGGGCUGCUGCUCGGCGUGCUCAUCUCGCGCGUGCUUGCGGGGGUGUUUGGCCAGCUGGCGACCUGGCGCGCGACGUACUACUUCGCCGUCGGGAUCCAGGCGCUCGCGGUGCUCAUCGCGUACUUCUUCAUCCCCGACUGCCCGCCGUCGAUACGCGGGCAGAGGCUGUCGUAUACGCGCAUCCUGUGGACGAUGGGCAAGUUUGCAGGUACGGAGCCUGCGCUGAUCCAGGCGUGCUUGGUCAAUUUCGCGACGAGUGCGAUGUUCACGAGCUUCUGGGUCACGUUGACAUUCCUGCUUGGCGGGCCGCUGUUCAAUUAUUCGACACUGGACAUCGGGCUGUUUGGGUUCGUUGGGAUGGCUGGAGUUCUUUCUGCGCCACUCACGGGACGGUUCAUCGAUUCUUUCGUCCCGUGGUACCCAACUUUCAUCUCUGUCCUGGCUCUGGGUGCCACGUAUAUCCUGCAAACGGCCGCCGAGGGGCUAAACAUAGGGGCCGUGGUGGUCAUCGCCUUCUCGUUGAACUUGUUCAGACAAAUGAAUCAAUCUGCGUUAGCGACGACGGUUCUCAGCAUAGCUCCCGAAGCGAGAUCUCGCUUCAACGCAGUCAAUGUCUUAUCGCUCUUUCUCGGACAAGUAGCCGGCACCGCUGCGGGGACGUCAGUCUACCUGCAGCACGGCUGGCGCAUGACUGGUGUGCUCGCCCUCUCGUUCAGCGUUUGGCAGAUUAUCGUGCUUCUCGCUCGCGGUCCGCACUGCGAGCGUUAUACGUGGUUUGGCUGGCAAGGCGGGUGGCAGAUGCGAAAGACACUUGAUUCCUCUGCAGAAAUACCUGAAAAGUCGGGAGAUCUUGAAAAGAGCAGCGCGGUUGCUGCCAAUGAGUAGCUCAGCUGUAUUAUCAUAGUCACGCAAUGAACUAAUGCCUCACGAAUACCCCCGUUCGGAGUCUUCC